AUGGCAUUACCUAAAAGAAUAUUAAAAGAAACCGAACGUUUAAUUGCUGAUCCUCCUCCAGGAAUUGUUGCAGAGUUUUGUCAGGAUAAUUUAAGGUAUUUUAAAAUAAAGAUUGAAGGACCAGCACAAUCUGCAUAUGAAGAUGGUAUUUUUUGCUUGGAAUUGUUCCUUCCUGAAGAAUAUCCUAUGGUAGCACCUAAAGUUAGGUUUUUGACUAAAAUUUAUCAUCCAAAUAUUGAUAAACUUGGGAGAAUAUGUAUGGACAUCUUGAAGAAUGCAUGGUCUCCCGCUCUGCAAAUACGAACAGUGUUAUUAUCGAUUCAGGCACUCUUGUCUACUCCUAAUCCAAAUGACCCAUUAGAUCAAUCUAUAGGGCAAGAAUUUUUAUAUAAUCGCGCAACAUUUGAUGCAACUGCUAAAGAAUGGACACGUUUGUAUGCGAAGGUGAAAAAAUGA
Messenger RNA from Pneumocystis jirovecii RU7, 456 nucleotides. Its product is annotated as ubiquitin-conjugating enzyme E2 35. The coding region runs from base 1 to 456 and encodes 151 amino acids. Gene Ontology annotation, biological process: protein K63-linked ubiquitination; DNA damage tolerance. Gene Ontology annotation, molecular function: ubiquitin conjugating enzyme activity. The transcript is spliced from 4 exons. Lineage: Eukaryota; Fungi; Ascomycota; Pneumocystomycetes; Pneumocystales; Pneumocystaceae. Gene Ontology annotation, cellular component: nucleus. The record is from RefSeq and is a predicted model, not a curated record.